AUGACCUCCACCCCCCUCUCUACUCGUUCCACUCGCUCUGCACCACAUUGGAGGUCUCUGUCCAAGAAAUCAGCCCAGUCUUCGUUAUCAUUAGUCGUCGCAAAGCCGGAAGCAGGCGCGCCUCUAGCCUCCGCCGUCUUACGUUUGCCAAUGCCGACCGAGGCAGACCCCAAGAAACGAGAACGAUCAGUCUCAGCGGCGAGUGCCAUGGUUGAUGAGGCGAUAGUGAAAGAGGAUGACGGACAGGCGAAACGUGCGCGGUUGACGCCGCCUUUGCCUGGGGCUGCUGAAGCUACGCAGUCGACUCGAGAUACACAACAAGUUCGCGGUGCGGGUGUCACUCCCACCCCCUCGCCCGAUAUCUCUUCGCAGGCCGUCGCUGCUCCUCAAUCCAGUCUCGCACCUGCUCCCACGCAUCCCCCAGCACCAUCCGAUCUCACGACCCCUCGCUCGCCUCUUGCACACACAUCCUCCUCCGAUUCUCUCGCGACCAACCGCGCGCAGGCCGCAUCACGCACCUCCUGGCUCUCCCUGUGGCCACCAUGUCGAACUCUCCCGAACCGAAUCCGCCGGCCGUGGUCAUCGGGCCCCCGACACCGUCACGCCCGAAAGAAGUCAACGCUGCUUCUUCGUCGAAGGCCGUACCAGUGCCUGUGGGCCCAGCCAGUGGCAGGAAAUCUUGGUUCGGUGUUUCUGGCUCCAAGUCCCCACCUACACCCACGUUCUCUUCUCCGCUGGCCGGAUCAUCACCUUUGA
Heterobasidion irregulare TC 32-1 is the source of this 756-nucleotide messenger RNA. RefSeq lists its product as uncharacterized. The record is from RefSeq and is a predicted model, not a curated record. Bases 1 to 756 code for a protein of 251 amino acids. Lineage: Eukaryota; Fungi; Basidiomycota; Agaricomycetes; Russulales; Bondarzewiaceae. The transcript is spliced from 2 exons.